CUUUUCGUCGAAGGCCAAUUAGAGGUGACGCAGCAUUGUUUGAAUCUGUGCUUGUAGGCACGUUGAAGUGCCCUAGUUGUGCGGUGCCUUCGUUUCACUGAGCCGGGUAGUACUGCAUCACAUGGUGUCCGCAACACAAGGAGCGCUGUGCAUGCUGGGAAAGUUGUAAACUAUAUACCUUACUUAUAAGUAAGUUAUGGAACUAGAGUUCUUCAAGCCGCCACUCUAUCAACAGCGUUAUCAGUUUGUGAAGUCCUAUGUGGAUACCUACAAACCCAAAAAGGUUGCUGAUCUUGGAUGCAGCACGUGUUCACUGCUUCACACACUCAGGUUCUGGGACUGCAUCAAGGUGCUUGUGGGUUUGGACAUUGAUGAAGAUGUGCUGAGCCGAAAAAAGUUUACCUUGACUCCUCUACCAGCUCAUUACCUUGAGCCCAGGAACACCUCAUUGACAAUAAACCUAUACCAGGGCUCUGUGACACAAAAAGAUCCAGCCCUUCUUGGCUUCGACCUCAUAACAUGCAUUGAGUUGAUAGAACAUUUGGAAGCAGAGGAGCUGGAGAACUUCCGAGAAGUGUUAUUUGGUUUCAUGGCUCCAAUCACUGUGAUAAUAAGCACCCCUAAUGCUGAAUUUAACAUCCUGUUUCCCAAAUGCACAGGCUUUAGGCAUCCUGAUCACAAGUUUGAAUGGAACCGCAGAGAAUUUCAGAGUUGGGCUACAGAAGUUGCUAAGUGCUUUAAUUACACUGUGGAAAUUACUGGUGUUGGAGAGCCUCCUCGGGAUUCCAAAAAUGUUGGGUUUUGUUCCCAAAUAGCAGUUUUUACCCGAAAUUACACAGAGAGUGAAGAAUCACUUCAAAGGAAAAUGGAAUGUAAGAGUGUAUACAAAACUGUGCUGCACAUUGUAUACCCAAGUCUUCAAGAGGAGAAAUACCUGCGUCGGGCCGUACAGAAAGUAGCAUUAUUCCACGCAUACCAGAUAAAGGCAAAUUUUCUACAGCAAUUUAUCCACAGAGAAGAGGAGGAGGAGCCACACAAUACAGAUACUGAGCAUAGACCCUGCAUGGACUUAAAGCUGACUUCCAGAUGGCCAACACUACCUCAGACAGAGCAGGAUGAAAGCAUGGAACCUUUCCUUCAAGAAGAUACUCUUUAUGUGCCUCUGAAAAAGAUCUUCUCUGUCCCAAAAGUAAAGGAACUUUGUGGGAAUAUGGAUAAUCUAAGAACAAUGAUAACUGGAGAAGCCACUCUUAGUAAUGAUGGCAAUGCCAUUUUAUAUCAUAUUGAUCUAGAAAACAGUUGUUAGUGGCCAAUAGCCUUAGUUAAUGAGAGUUUAUUUUACAUUUAAAUUGUGACCAAAAUAAUGAAUGUCAAAUAGUUAAACUAAAUAAUUUUGUUCUAACCAUAGUCUUUACCAGCAACAGCAAUGCAUCUCUAGUAAACCAUCUGCCAGUCUGAAACCACAUUCAGCUAUCACACCUGACAACCACUAACAUAUAUUACAGUCAUUUGUGGGCUCAUAUUAUGUGUUCCAACUCCAAUGUCUGGUUCAAAAUAUGUAAUUUGUGAUGCCAGCUGUACCCAACAGUUUCAGUACAUGUUUCAUACGAAGCACCUGUAUCUAGUGAAUGCUAAUAUUGUUUUCACAUAUAUUUACAAUUGUUUGUUUUAUUUAAGGAAAGACCUCUUGAAAUGCAGAUCUUUUUGUUUUUUGGUUCCCCACAACAGGCAUGGUGCUGUAUUCACAUACAUAUUUUGAUAAAUACAGGGGAUUUAAUAAAUAUGUACAAGAGGUAA
Messenger RNA from Xenopus tropicalis (tropical clawed frog), 1797 nucleotides. It is a transcript of the gene henmt1, whose product is annotated as HEN methyltransferase 1. NCBI's taxonomy places the organism in Eukaryota, Metazoa, Chordata, Amphibia, Anura, Pipidae. Bases 197 to 1306 code for a protein of 369 amino acids. Gene Ontology annotation, cellular component: cytoplasm. The transcript is spliced from 7 exons. The record is from RefSeq and is a predicted model, not a curated record. Gene Ontology annotation, molecular function: small RNA 2'-O-ribose methyltransferase activity; RNA methyltransferase activity; O-methyltransferase activity.